Melitaea cinxia (Glanville fritillary) is the source of this 1401-nucleotide messenger RNA. It is a transcript of the gene Eip63F-1, whose product is annotated as calcium-binding protein E63-1. The record is from RefSeq and is a predicted model, not a curated record. NCBI's taxonomy places the organism in Eukaryota, Metazoa, Arthropoda, Insecta, Lepidoptera, Nymphalidae. The transcript is spliced from 8 exons. Gene Ontology annotation, molecular function: enzyme regulator activity; calcium ion binding. The coding region runs from base 450 to 1094 and encodes 214 amino acids.
AUAAUGAAAGCCAAUUUACUUAAUUGAAGUGUCGCGUUGUAAUCUAUUUUAAGACGCACGUGCUCUUCGAGGUCAUUGAGAGUGGCCCGCUUUACCGAGUUUAACGAGACAGGAGGUAGCGCGGAAUCUGACGAGUUAUCACGGGAAUAAAAAAUAUAAACAAGUUUAUUAUUAGAGCGCUCGUUCGGACCGGGUCGCACGGCCGUGAUUUGUCCGAUGGCUGUGAUAUACCGAAAUACCCGCGCAAUAAACGAACAUUCAACGUCGUACAAAGGCACGAACAUUAGGCACUCGCACGAAUUCUUCACGCUGCUCACCACGGCCGGCACCAAACGCGACACCUGCUAGGCAACGCGACUUUGCUGUGCCGUCAUCGUCGUCGUGACAUCCAGCUUAUCUACUGUCAUAGGGUAUGGCGACUACCUCGAGGAGCAGAAGAAAGCAAGAAGAUGAAAAAAAGAAUAAAAAGAAGCAGUCUCCUGUGGACGACAGGCCUCAGGUGCCAGCACCAAGUGAAGCAAUGCUCAAAACGCCUUGGGCGGUCGCCCCACUCGCCCUACCCUAACGCCGCUACUGAAAGGCAACAUCUACGGGUUCUGAGCUGCCCAAGCUCUAUUUUAUACAUCACUCAAUUUUGCUUACCACAUCUUCGAACAGCAUUCGGUCUAUUAGACAGGGAUAGCGAUGGUCACGUAACGCCGGCAGAGCUGCAGUUCAUGCUGCGCAACCUGGGCAUCGAGGUCAGUGACGACCUCAUAGCUGACCUUAUUAAGGAUGCCAGUAAAACUGGAAAUGGUCUAAUAGACGAAAAUGAGUUCAUGCAAUGGGUGACAAAAAUACAAGCACUGCAAGGACUAGAUGUUACAACGAGUGGAGGAGAUUCGGAAGAAGAAGUAACGAGGGAUUUGCUAGCCGCGUUCAAAGUGUUCGAUCGCGAUGACAACGGGUACAUAACGAGAGACGAGCUGCGGUCAGCGCUGGAGAUGAUCGGUGAGCCGGUGACGGAUGCGCAGCUCAACCAGGUGCUGGCGCUCGGCGACAUCGACCACGACGGCCGGAUCGAUUACGAAGAGUUUGUCAAGAUGCUGCUGUAACGUACCUUAAUAAAAGAAAGACCUCACUAGAUAUAUGACUAUUGUUAGCUGAUCGACGACUACCGACUUCGACGUUUCAUAGGCGUUGUGUCGUAGUUUGUUCAGUAGUUAUUGUACCUAACUAGAUACUGUCCAAGGAUCGAGUUAGUUAAAUUUAAUUAUUAAUAGAAUUUUAUAGGCCCUAGAGAUAACCGUGUACCGUUAGUUGUGUAAAUGGCUUCGUUUAUCAUGCAUAGAUAGGUAGACGGAUUAAAUAUAUGCCUAAUGUUUAUAAAAAAAAGGAAUAUAAAUUAUAUGAAGAAUUGUA